UUUCAAGAAAGAUGCUUGCCUUGUUGCAAUGGGAAACCAAAGAGGUUGGGGUCAACAAUAAGUUAAGUCUAUAAACAACGCACCGUGACCGAUGCUAAACUUGGCACUCUAAAAUCCCAUUUCUUUCCCAGCUAAAUUUAAAUUAAGUUAACGGAAAAGAUGGCACUUAAGAUCCACGGCAGUUUAGCCACACCGGCUACGUUGAGAGUUAUAGUCUGCCUCGAAGAGAAGGGGCUCAAAUACGAACUUGUCCCGGUUAAUUUGCAGGCUGGAGAGCACAAAAAAGAACCUUUCCUCCGACUGAAUCCAUUUGGUCAAGUUCCCGCCUUCGAGGAUGGAGAUUUGAAGCUCUUUGAGUCAAGAGCAAUCACCCAAUACAUUGCACACAUGUAUGCCAAUUGUGGGAGCAAGCUUAUCCCCUUAGACAAUAAAACAAUGGACACAAUGUCAUUGUGGAUGGAGGUUGAGGCUAACCAUUUUAAUGAAGCCGGGUCUAAGCUGAACCAUGAACUUGCCAUAAAGCCCAUGCGCGGCAUGGUGACGGACAAAGCAGCGGUGACAGAACACGAGGAAGCACUCGCCAAGGUUCUUGACGUGUACGAGGAACGACUUAAGGUGUCAAAAUUCUUAGCUGGGAAUUCUUUCACAUUGGUUGAUCUUCACCACACACCUCUCAUAUAUCACCUCAUGCGUACUAAAGUCAAAGUUCUUUUUGAAGCACGUUCAAAUGUUGCUGCUUGGGUUAUUAAUCUCUUGACUAGGCCUGCUUGGAGAAAGGUUCGGUACUUGAUCAUCAAGCAGAACAACGUUUCCGCUUCUUAAUAAUUGAUAUAAUAGCUCCACUUAUAAUUAUUAUAUUUCGAGUUUGAUAUCUUCACCGUUUGUCUUGUGCUUUGAUUGUUCCAUCUUUAUCAUAAUUAUAUGUAGGUGUGCUAUGUUGUACUCUUGAGGGCGUGUAACUCUCUUAUGUGGGUGCUUGUACCGUGGCAUUUUACUAUAUGCAAUAAUGUUGGGGAUCCUUUCAUGAAAUUAUACAAUAUGAUGUCCUUUGAUCUCUGAA
This is a messenger RNA of Cuscuta europaea, 1060 nucleotides long. The record is from the annotation of a GenBank genome assembly. Lineage: Eukaryota; Viridiplantae; Streptophyta; Magnoliopsida; Solanales; Convolvulaceae.